Molecule: messenger RNA, 1442 nt
Organism: Orbicella faveolata
Lineage: Eukaryota; Metazoa; Cnidaria; Anthozoa; Scleractinia; Merulinidae
Product: mitotic spindle assembly checkpoint protein MAD1-like
Biological process (GO): attachment of mitotic spindle microtubules to kinetochore; mitotic spindle assembly checkpoint signaling
Cellular component (GO): mitotic spindle; kinetochore; nuclear envelope
Source: RefSeq, a predicted model, not a curated record
UAUCACACGAUGGACUUGAAGAACCCAAGAAAUUUUUUUGACUUUGCUUUUUUUCCUAUAGCUUGAGUUAAACCAGAAGGCAGAGCAAGCAAGUAGGGAGAAACUCAAGUGCAAUAAACUUGAGGUUGAAAUUAGUGAACUACGUGAGAAGGCAACCAAGCAAACUCCGAUGAAAACUGAUGAUGCUGCCUUAAGAACCGAAAUGGAAAAACUACGAGCGGAGAAUACCAAGCUACAGGAGCAGCUUGAGAUCCACGAAAUCAACAAAGAACAAAUGCACAUGCGGGGUUACUACGACCCUACCAAAACCAAGAUCAUCCAUCUGUCAAUGAAUCCAUCCAGCAUUGCCAAACAGCAGCGUGGAGAGGAGCUAGAGAAACUGAGGAAGGAGAAUGAUUCUCUUAGGAGGAGACUGCAACUUCUAGAGGAGGGAGGCUGCAGCCCGGAGGAUGUCAGUGUUCUUAGCAAGCUCAGUCCUGAGGCCGGACCAAGUGUGGUGAAGCAAGUGGAAGAUUUCAAAGCUCAGCUCUCAUCAGCAGAGAUGAAAAAUCAGCGAUUAAAAGAGGUUUUCAAGAAGAAGAUCCAAGAGUUUCGCGAGGCUUGUUAUGCGUUAACAGGAUUCAAGAUCGACGUUAUACGAGAUAAUCAGUAUCGGCUUCAGUCCAUGUAUGCUGAGAGAUCCACAGACGAUCUGUUAUUUGAAAGUAGCUCUAAGGGUGAAAUGAUGCUUCUGGCUACAGAUUUCUCUUCUCAGUUAGCGGAUCAAAUAGAGACCUACUUGAGCAGAUACAACUCCAUUCCUGCCUUCUUAAGCAGCAUUACACUUGAGCUGUUCAACCGGCAAACUCAGACCAUAGUCAUAAACUGAUCCUCACAGUGUAUUGAGUAACUGUAAACAGGGCCUAUCUCGAUGAAGGUCAACUCUGUUACUAGCGUCGUUUUAUAAGUGCGUAUGGUUAAAUUGGAAGAAUCUGGUAUAGCGAUUUUGUGAACGAAGCUCUUGGUAAGGUUAUAUACAUCGGAGAUUUUUCUAUAGUUUUCCCGUAAUAUUUGCGCAUUUUGAAGAAAGGAAAUGAAAGGAAAUGUAAACCGCGAUCCUAUCAAAGUCUGAAGUCCAUUGAAAAGCUGCUGUGAUGCACAAACUUUUCACAGUACCAAGGGCGGGAAAACAUGCGCAAGGUCGAUUGACAAGGCAGAAAACUUGUGUGCUCUCAUUGGUCAAAACAAAAUUCCUUUGAUACGUUUAACCAAUCAUAGAUUUCAGUAAGACAUCUCUUUCAGAAGUCAAUCGAAAAUCGCUCCACAACUCCUUAUCGCUUUUUGCACCCCUUAUAUACACUUAAAGCGUGUCAAUUGUUUUUCCGCACGAUACACUUUAUUGUAAAUAUUUUAAUGUUUUAUCCAAAGAAAACAUGUGUAAAUAAAGUUGCUAAUCAAUCCCA